UGCGGGCAGGGCUUUAAACAGAACUCUGCCCUGAUCACCCACCGGCGCAUCCACACCGGGGAGAGACCCCACGAGUGUCCCCAGUGUGGGAAGGGAUUCACAGACAGCUCCCAUCUGACUGUCCACCUGAGGAGCCACACGGGGGAGAGGCCCUAUGAGUGUGAGCAGUGCAAUAAGAGGUUUUGCACCUCGUCUGAUCUCCUCAAGCACCAGCGCAUCCACACGGAUGAGAAACCCUUCCGCUGUCCCGAAUGUGGGGUGGGAUUCAAAGAGAACUCAACUUUGGUCAGACACAGGAGGAUCCACACCGGGGAGAGACCCCACAGGUGUCCCCAGUGUGGGAAGAGCUUUUCUCAAAUUUCCAGCUUGACCAGACACCAGAAGAGGCAUGAGAUGGAGAAGCCCCACAAGUGCUCCGAGUGUGGGAAGAGCUUCAGGUGGAGCUCGUCCCUGAGCAAGCAUCGCAGAAUCCACAAGGGGCAGCAGGUGGGGUCUGAGGGGGACAAACCCACCCUGGACCAGGGUCAGGGAUCAGAGCUGGGGCUCCAUGAGCAGCUCCAGGAGAAGCCCCACACGUGCUGCGAGUGUGGGAAGAGCUUCAGGUUGAGAUCCUGCCUGAUUAUCCACCAGAGGAUCCACACGGGUGGACAGCUGAGAUCUGAAGGAGAAAAACCCAACUUGGACCAUGGUGGUGGUCAGAGAUCAGAGCUGGAGGUCCAUGAGCAGCUCCAGGAUGAGGAGAAACCUCCCAAGUUCUUGGAAUGGGAGAAGAGCUUCAUGCUGAGCUCCCACCUGAUUGAACACCUGAAGAACCAGACGGAGCAACAGCUGAGAUUCGAGGGAGAAAAACCCAACCUGGGUUAUGGAGGUGCUCAGAUAUCAGAGGUGGAGGUCCAUGAGCAGCUCCAAGAUGAGGAGAAGCCCCACAGGUGCUCGGAAUGUGGGGAGAUCUUCACGCUGAGUUCCCACCUGAUGGAACACCUGAAGCUCCACACAGAGCAGCAGGUGAGAUCCGAGGGGGACAAACCCAGCCUGGACCAGGGAGGUGAGCAGAGCUUGGAGCUGGGGCUCCAUGAGCAGCUCCAGGGUGGGGAGGAGAAGCCCCACAGGUGCUCGGAGUGUGGGAAGAUCUUCAGGUGGAGAGCCAACCUGGUCCGCCACCUCAGAAUCCACACGGGAGAACGUCCCUACCAGUGUGGGGUGUGUGGGAAGAGCUUCAGCCAGAAUUCCAACCUGACUGUCCACCUCAAAAUCCACACGGGGCAACAGGUGGGGUCCGAGGGGGACAAACCCACCCUGGAGCAGGGUCAGAGCUCAGAGCCGGGGCUCCACGAGGAGCUCCAGAAUGGGGAGAAGAAGUCCCACAAGUGCUCCGAGUGUGGGAAGAUCUUCAGGUGGAGGUCCAACCUGAUCCGCCACCGCAGGAUGCACACUGGGGAGAGGCCCUACGUGUGUGGGCACUGCGGGAAGGGCUUCACCCAGAAAGCCCACGUGAUGGAGCACCAGAAGAUCCACGUGGGGCCACAGCUGGGCGGAAAACCAACCCUGGGUCGUGAAGGGGCUCAGGGAUCAGAGCUUGGGGUCCACGAGCAGCUCCAGGUUGGGGAGGAGAAGCCCCACAAGUGCUCCGAGUGUGGGAAGAGCUUCAGGUGGAGAUCCAAAAUGAUGAGGCAUUUCAGAACCCACACGGGGGGACAGCUGAGAUCUGAGGGGGAAAAACCCACCCUGGGUGAGGGAUCGGAGCUGGGGGUCCAAGAGCAGCUCCAGGAUGGGGAGGAGAAGCCCCACAAGUGCUCGGAGUGUGGGAAGAGCUUCUGGAAGAGCUCCAACCUGACCCGCCACCUCAGAAUCCACACGGGAGAGCGGCCCUACGUGUGUGGGGUGUGUGGGAAGAGCUUCACCCAGAAAACCCACCUGAGUGACCACCAGAAGGUCCACACUGGGCAACAGCUGGGCGGAAAUCCAACCCCGGCUCAUGAAGGGGGUCAGAUAGUGAUGGUGGUGGUCCAAGAGCAGCUCCAAGAUGGGGAGAAGAAGCCCCACAAGUGCUCGGAGUGCGGGAAGAGCUUCAGGAAGAGAGCCAACCUGAUGGAGCACAGCAGGGUCCACACCGGGGAGAAGCCCUACAAGUGUGGGGAGUGUGGGGAGAGCUUCAGCUGGAGCUCGCAGCUCAUCCGCCACCAGAGGGUCACCCACACCGGCGAGAGACCUUACCCGUGCCAGUUCUGCGCCAAGAGCUUCACCUGCAAGUCCCACCUGACCAGCCACCUGAGGACCCACACCGGGGAGAAGCCCUACGA
Molecule: messenger RNA, 2300 nt
Organism: Zonotrichia albicollis (white-throated sparrow)
Lineage: Eukaryota; Metazoa; Chordata; Aves; Passeriformes; Passerellidae
Source: RefSeq, a predicted model, not a curated record